Messenger RNA from Sycon ciliatum, 1092 nucleotides. Its product is annotated as cell adhesion molecule Dscam2-like. The transcript has 5 exons. Gene Ontology annotation, biological process: cell-cell adhesion. Bases 1 to 1092 code for a protein of 363 amino acids. Gene Ontology annotation, molecular function: protein binding. NCBI's taxonomy places the organism in Eukaryota, Metazoa, Porifera, Calcarea, Leucosolenida, Sycettidae. The record is from RefSeq and is a predicted model, not a curated record.
AUGGAGCCGUGGAUCAUGAAGGAGACAGACGAAGAGGAGUUUACUCGCUGUGCCUCAGGCUCUGACAAUAGUGUCUCCACAAGAUGUAGCGAUACUGAAGUAGAUACUGUUCCGUUGGAAAAGUGGGACCAGGAUGAAGAGCUGCUAUGGACAGAAAGCGGAGUGCGUUCCAAAGAACUGCCUUUGCUGAGUCCAGCCCAGGCCAGCAUGCUCGAAAAAAAGAUUAAAUUACUCAUGGGCUCAGUACCAAGUCCAUCAAAAACCAAAAUCACAUUCAUUACCAAGUCAAUGACAGUCGUUGCAUCAUCGUGGAAGCUUGAGUCUCUAGCUUUGCACUGCAAAGUGGCUGGCGAUGAACUGAAGUAUUCCUGGACGAGGAAUGGCGUGCCGAUUUAUGGAGCGCUGGGUGUAAAUGGUUGGACACAUUCAUUUGGUGGUGCAGUAACAGCGGCAGAUUCUGGCAUAUACAAUUGCUCUGCUUCUAGUCGCUAUGGUGAUGAUUGGAAACAACUUCAUCUACGUGUUCUUGAUAUACCCAGAUUUUGGCUCAAACCAGUACCUGCUAUAAUCAUGCCAUACUCUCUUCUGGCAAGGUCUGUUGGUCUUCAUCUAGUCCCACCAUCAUCGACUGGCAAUUCACCAAUAACAAGUUAUGAAGUCACUUGCAGACCUGAUGUGGAGUACAGAUCAUAUGUGAAGGACACUGUACAGAGGUUUUCAGUGACCAGUGUCACUGUUACUGGUCUUCAACCAGCCACCAAGUACAGUUGCUGGUAUCGUGCAGAGAAUGCAGUUGGUAUCAGCUUUCCAAGCCCAAUUCUUAAGCUGAACACUCCUGAGUCGCCCCCAGGAAAACCGGAAAAUCUCUCUACAGUGUCUAGUUCAGCAGGGCAUGUCACCACAUUCUUCAAACCAAUGUCACCAGCACUUACCCAUGGAGUACUCACUGGAUAUCAAAUUACUUUCAAUGCCACUGAAUGUAUUACACAUCAGGACUGUCCAUGUCAGCAAUACAACUGCUCUCUACAUGGAUCUGCAUUAUUCCAUGAAAGUAAGUUUCUAUCAGUGCAUCUUCUUGACUCUCUCCACUAA